Molecule: messenger RNA, 2228 nt
Organism: Macroventuria anomochaeta
Lineage: Eukaryota; Fungi; Ascomycota; Dothideomycetes; Pleosporales; Didymellaceae
Exons: 4
Coding region: 129-1922 (597 amino acids)
Biological process (GO): cytoplasmic stress granule assembly; P-body assembly
Cellular component (GO): P-body
Molecular function (GO): mRNA binding
Source: RefSeq, a predicted model, not a curated record
CUUUCACACCACAGCCACCCCCAACGCCCCUUCUUCACGAAUACCGUACGACUUCCCUUACUUCCCCUUCCUUCAUUGAGCUUCAGUUCAUCUCUUACACGUGUUUUGAUACCCCCCAGUCCGCCGCCAUGUCCGAGUUCAUCGGUUCUCGCAUAUCGCUCAUCUCCAAGAGCGAUAUCCGCUAUGUCGGUACACUCGUUGAGAUCAACUCAGAAGCCUCCACAGUCUCGUUAGACAAUGUGCGCUCGUUCGGUACCGAGGGCCGCAAGGGCGGCAAGGACGAGUACCCACCCUCAGAUGUCAUCUACGAACAGAUCGUUUUCAGAGGAAGCGAUGUGAAGGAUCUGCGCAUCGAGGAACAGGUCAAAGAGAAGGCCCCUCCUGCUAUGCCCCAGGACCCAGCCAUCAUCGGAGUACAGCAAGGCCAGUCACGCCAGGACGCCCCACAAGACCAACCACGCCAGCAACAAGGGCCGCCGAACUUCCCACAGCAAGGACAGUUCCCGCCCGGCGGCUAUCCUCCCUUCGGCCCUGGUGGCCCAGGUCCAUAUGGAAGAGGUUUCCCUCCUCAGGGUGGCUUCCCUGGCGGUCCAGGACCGUUCCCUGGAGGCCCUGGUGGUUUCGGCAUGCCGCCUUACGGACCACCACCUCCAGGCUGGUUCCCACCCGGACAGGGCUUUAACGGCCCUCCUGGUCCUUUCCCUCCCAACAUGCCCAUGGGUCCUCCUGGCUUCCAGAACCAGAACCAGAACCAGAACCAGAACCAGAACCAGAACCAGAACCAGAACCAGCCACCGGCCGGGCCUCGCGGCGCUGCACCAGCUGGGACUUCUGCGAAGGAGGAACAGUCACCGGCGCAACCUAACGUCGCUGAGGCUGAUGGUUCCGCCAAAGCCGCAGAGCCUAAGGUAGACGCAAAGCAGGCUGGAAAAGCUCCUGCUCUUGCAGCUGCCGCUAAGCAGGCUCCACCGCCGCCCGUUGAGUCGAAGCCUGACGUCGCAGCCGCUCUGGCACCGCCGCACACCAAGCCCGCACAGCAGGGUGGUGCGCAAAAGACGCCAGGUGGACCUAAGGGUGGCCGUAUCAUCCCAGCGGUACCUAUCGCAAGCCCGAACGUGAACAAGUCAAUGCCUCGAGCACAGCAGCAGGCUCCCGCACCUGCAAAGCAGCCUCAGCAGGUCACUGGCCAGCAGAACAGCGCGACUCAGUUGGCCACAGCUGCCGUCGCCGAGGCUAUGGCUAAGCUCAACUUGCAGAACCGUGGUCAAGCUCAGGCACCAGCCUCUGAUCCCACGAACAAUCUCGCAAAGAAAGUAGAAGGUAUGCGUGAGCGUGAGCAGCACGCUCGCCAGCCGCGAAACCCCGGGGCUGGUGCCGGCUUUGGCGGCCGAGGCGGCCGAGGUGGUCGAGGUGGUCGAGGAGGCGCUUAUCACCACCACCAGCCUCAACAGCAGCAGCCAAAGAUGGAGGUGCCGACCGCAGACUACGACUUUGAUGCCGCGAACGCCAAGUUCAACAAGCAGGAUAUGGUUAAGGAAGCUAUUGCCUCGGGAUCACCGCUCGGCGAAGGCGUACCAUCAACCAUCGAGGCAACCGCGAACGGACAGAACGGUGCUGCCGAGACUUCAGACGAUGUUGUUAUUCCUGUUGCGUCUUACAACAAGAGCUCCAGUUUCUUUGACAACAUCUCCUCAGAGCUGAAAGACCGCGAAGAGGCUGCCAGCCGCCGGGGUCAGGAGUUCCGCGCGGCUGAGCGAAACAAGAACAUGGAGACCUUUGGUCAAGGAAGCGUUGACGGCUACCGUGGCGGCUACCGAGGCCGUGGCAGGGGUCGUGGUCGCGGACGUGGAGGCUUUGGCUUCCGCGGCGGUCGCGGUGCGCCCCGUGGUGGUGCUGGGUUCGACCAGCCUGCCGCACAGUAAACUGGUGCGGCGAUUUGAUCGACUCACCCCAUUCCAUAGGAUAUGCACUUCACGCGUAUGGGUUGGAUCUUCUGCUAUGAGGUUGGCUUUGACCAACUAUUUCCUAGUCAUCUUGCUAUCUUCCGUCUACUUGAGCGACUUGUACAAGUACUUUCACACAGUCACUGCCCUAUGGGCUUGGUCUUUGGAGUUUCUUGGAUCGGUGCAUGAGCUCGAGGCCAUGCAAGCGGAUACAGAUGAAUAUCAUGACACUGUCAUGAGAAAGAUGAACAACAUCAAAUAAUCAAGAACGAGACCGGAUCUUCC